UGCCAUUUUAUUCCGCCCCCUUUUCAUCCCCCCUCCCAUUCAAAGUUGUUUAGAUCGGCCCAUCCUUCUGGGGAGGAAAAGAGAUCACUUCAAAGCUAUUUGUGACUUCAACUGAAGCUAUAGCAGUUCCAACUUAUUGCACUCUAUGGUGUCUUUGAACUGCAGACCUCUUUGAAGAGGGCUGCAUAGUGAAAAUUUUGUCGGAAAAUCAUGCCGAGGCCGAGUCGCAACACUUACGACCAUCAGAAACCGCCAUAUUCUUACAUCUCACUAACUUUUAUGGCAAUAAACAGUUCUGCCGAGAAAAUGCUGACGCUCAGUGACAUUUAUAAAUUUAUAAUGGACAGAUUUCCAUAUUACCAGAAAAAUACCCAAAGGUGGCAGAACAGCCUGAGACAUAAUCUGUCUUUCAAUGACUGUUUCAUUAAGAUUCCUCGGAGGCCAGAUCGCCCUGGUAAAGGAAGCUAUUGGGCUCUUCAUCCAGCUUGUGGUGAUAUGUUCGAGAAUGGUAGUUAUUUGAGAAGAAGGAAAAGAUUCAAGUUGAGCAAACAAGCCAAAGAUGCCACAGCAGCAGCCCUUGCAGAUCUGAAACAUUAUGAAACUGUUGGACAAGCUGCUGUGCAACAGCAAGCCAAGCUCAGACUGACAGCCCUGGCAGCAGCCCCAAGCCACUUGCAACCUCUAGGCGAGACCCUGCUGUCAUCAACUAUGCCGACAACGUACAAGCAGCCUUUCACGAUAGAAAACCUCAUCGGCCCUGAUCUCAAGAAUGGGGGUUUAGUUGGUGGACAUCCAGCUCUAACAGGGCAACAACCAAUGGUUCCUCAACCCAUGCUGUCCCGGUCACUGGCGACUUUUCCUCAAAUUAGUAUGGCUUCGUGGCAUCCCACCUACACUUCAGCUGCAAUGACUUUCAACCCGGCGAUGACAGGCGUGGAGUUUCCGCAUCUGUUUCCCGGUGCUAAACCACCUCACACGGCCACGAGUAUUUUCAGUCUACCUUUACACCACACUCUGCACAGGGGACUCGGACAGGUGCCUUUCACCGCUGCUAUACCAUCUCUAGGACAAUACAAGCCGACAUUCAUACCUUCUGCUUUUCCAAAUCUGCCUGACCAUGCUCUACUAGGACCUGCCUGCAUCAAUGCCGGCAUCUCCCCGCCGCUCAGAGUAGACUCAGUGUCCAGCGAUAUUUCAACUAAGUCACUAGAUGUCGUAUCUGACGACUCGUCGAAGUGACACUAAAAAAAGCUGUAAGUUUUCAAUGAUUUUCAACCUAUUUCUUGUGAAUUAACUGGGCAUUAGAGUGUUAUCUAAUGUGUGUAUAGUUUCUUAAAGGUUAUGCUUUUCAUUUUAACUCGCUGCCCGCCCUUUUUAUCUAUGUUUCUUUAAUAGGGUGCGAAUAUAUGUGUUUAUUUAUAUUCUUUUGAGUUCAGACUUAAAAUAAAGGUAAUCUUUGUUGGUGUAAUCAGUUAGAUACAUUAAAUAA
This is a messenger RNA of Argiope bruennichi, 1489 nucleotides long. Its product is annotated as forkhead box protein B1-like. The transcript has a single exon. Gene Ontology annotation, biological process: cell differentiation; regulation of transcription by RNA polymerase II; anatomical structure morphogenesis. The coding region runs from base 211 to 1239 and encodes 342 amino acids. The record is from RefSeq and is a predicted model, not a curated record. NCBI's taxonomy places the organism in Eukaryota, Metazoa, Arthropoda, Arachnida, Araneae, Araneidae. Gene Ontology annotation, molecular function: RNA polymerase II cis-regulatory region sequence-specific DNA binding; DNA-binding transcription factor activity, RNA polymerase II-specific.